Molecule: messenger RNA, 1089 nt
Organism: Chilo suppressalis (striped riceborer)
Lineage: Eukaryota; Metazoa; Arthropoda; Insecta; Lepidoptera; Crambidae
Source: the annotation of a GenBank genome assembly
GCGCCUCGCGCGCCGCGUACCAACACCAGUGUCGAACGUGCGUCGUACUCGAUUAACCGCGUCAUCACGUAACAAAAACGAUCAAAACCAUAACAAAAUAUCACCAUGAACAAGUUCCUUUUGGAAGUAAAAGCUUUGCCGAUCCUCUGGGAUGUGAACCACAUGUACUUUCGAGAUGUACUAAGGAAACGGGACACGUGGGAGGCCGUGGCUGAGAAGUGCGGCAUGAAAGACGGCGAAGAAGCCAAACAGCUAUGGUCAAAGAUAAGAUGCAGUCACAGGGAAGCAAUGAGGAGACGAUCCGAGCAUAAUAACCUAGGAGAGUGGAAAUACGAGAAACCCAUGGAGUUUCUCCUAACGCGCAACAUUGAGAAUAAUAGUGCUUUGAAUAGUGAUAAUGUUGUAGAGACAGGUUUAAAAGACAAAUUCAACAUUGAAGUUAUAAAAGCAGGAGUUACCGAUGAAAGAAUCCAAACUCUUAAUGAUAAUCCUGUAGGGUCAUCAUUAGGUUUAACUUCAGUAAAUCUUGAUCCAAAGAAAAAUCAUAAAAAUCAUACGGAUAUGGUUAGAAAAAUUAACGAUAACAGGAAACGUUCACUCGAUGUCACAAGCUGUGGAACUGAUGAGAGAGUGACAGAAAACCAAUUAGUCAUCAGCCCUCCUACAAAUAGUGAGAGAAAAAACGACGGUCUAGCUGAAUUGUUUACAUGUUUGCGCGAGAAAACGAGAAAUCUACCAAAAUAUUUGCAGCUACGUGUACAAAGGGAGAUAUUUGAAUCAAUCACAAGGGCAGAAGAAGAAGCUCUCACUCUUUUGACAAGCGAAACUUCGACGGACACUAGAAAACGAAUCGAAGUUAAAAGCACAACUAAGAAAAAGUUUGUGGAAUCUUCUCCACAAGACCAAAUUUAUUUGGCAGAAAUUCCGAAAUUAGUAAAUCUGAAAACACGAGAAAUGAAUAUUUCUGAACAGAGGCAACUUUCCGAUGAUCCGAUGGAGAAUUUUGUAAUGAAAGUAGAACCCGAUGAAGAAGAUAUAGAAUAUGUGCUGUCCUCGUAAUGAUAAUUGUAAGGAAAUAAAUGUCUUUUU